ACAGUAACAGAUGUAGCACAACAGACAACAAAAGCGAUUGAAGAUGCUAAGCCGAUUGCUUCAUCGACCAUGGAGACGAUUUCUUCAACUGAUCCUAGUGUCAUUGUUGUUGCCGCUGGUGCUGCGUUUAUUGCUUACCUUCUUCUCCCUCCUGUUUGGUCUGCAAUAUCUUUUAACUUCCGUGGAUACAAAGGUGAUCUUACCCCGGCUCAAACACUUGAUCUUCUCUGUUCCAAGAACUACUUAAUGGUGGAUAUAAGAUCAGAGAAAGAAAAGGAGAAAGCUGGGAUUCCAAGGCUUCCUUCAAAUGCUAAGAACCGUGUGAUCGCGAUACCAUUAGAAGAACUACCAAACAAAGUAAAAGGAAUUGUGAGGAGCUCGAAAAGGGUUGAAGCAGAGAUAGCUGCAUUAAAGAUUUCUUACCUCAAGAGAAUCAACAAAGGCUCCAAUAUCAUCAUCUUGGAUUCGUACUCGGAUUCGGCUAAGAUAGUGGCGAAAACGUUAAAGGUUCUCGGGUUCAAGAAUUGCUAUAUUGUGACAGAUGGAUUCUCUGGUGGCAGAGGAUGGAUGCAGAGUCGGUUAGGCACUGAUUCAUACAACUUCUCGUUUGCGCAAGUCUUGUCUCCAUCGCGGAUUAUCCCAGCAGCUUCUAGAAGCUUUGGCACUAGAUCCGGAACCAAGUUCCUUCCUAGCUCCGACUGAAAAUAAACAAGAGGAUACAUAAUAGUCUAAAAAGUCUUGUUUUAAAUUCCUUUAUUUCUCAACUUUGAGAUAUCUUUUGAUAAUUACUUUUGCAUUGAUGAUCAUAUGUGGAACUAGUAAAAAAAAGACAGAUGAAAUCGAACUGAA
Camelina sativa (false flax) is the source of this 849-nucleotide messenger RNA. The record is from RefSeq and is a predicted model, not a curated record. Lineage: Eukaryota; Viridiplantae; Streptophyta; Magnoliopsida; Brassicales; Brassicaceae.